GCCCAUCAAAGAAAGGAAGCCCAAAGUGGAAGAUAAUAGGCCCAAUAUCUUAUUUCUUCUUUAAACAUUAAACCCUUCUCUCCAUCUCUGUCUACGCGCUCUUACCAGUUAGGGUUUAAGGGUUGGUGGUUGGGAACUGUUGCCGCUAGUUUGCUUAUGGUAUCUGUUGGUUCAAAAGCUUUAAUAUUUAGAAGGCCCAGAAGUGGUAAUUUAGGGGAAAAUUGCAUAAUGGGUGAGGAGGAUAAUUCAUAUAAGCAAGGUAGAAAGAAAAAGGGAAUGGGCAGGAAGGCCAGGAAAGAAAGUUUUAGUUUUGAUGGGGAUAAUUCUAACAAAAAUGUGUCUGGACCUGGAACUUUCAGACCCAAAAAGUCCUCCAAGCAUCAAAAUACAUUAGAACCGCAGCCAUUGGUUAUCAGGAAACAGGUUGAUCCCGAAACUGUAAAAUACUUCUCAGAGAUUGCGAAUCUUCUUGAAAGUAAUGGGGUUGAUUUCGAGGAGCGAUCAGUUAUUUGUGGUAAUGCUCUUGAAGAAGCUAAAGGGAAGGAAUUUGAAUUGGCAACUGAUUAUAUCAUAAGCCAUACUUUUCAAACUCUCCUCGAGGGCUGUGAUAUUGAACACCUUUGUGGUUUCCUCCAAAGCUGUGCAAAUAUCUUCCCUUUAAUUGCAAUGGACCGGUCUGGUUCUCAUGUCGCUGAGACAGCACUUAAGUCUUUAGCGACACAGCUUCAGGACAAUGAGGCAUUUUCUGCUAUUGAAGAGACUCUAACUACGAUAUGCAAGGUGAUUGUUGCUAAUCCUGUUGAUAUGAUGUGUAACUGUUAUGGAUCUCAUGUUCUUCGAAGUCUUCUUUGUCUUUGUGGUGGAGUGGCGAUAGAUUCCCCUGUUUUUCAUGGAGCAAAACCAUCAACAAUUUUGGCAGAGCGGCUGAACCUCAACGAUACUCGGCCAUUUGGUAAUGACUCGGUAUAUUGUCAACAAGGAUUUCCCAGUUUGUUGAAGUUUCUUGUAUCAGAAAUGUUGAAGUGCACCAGUGAAGACAUUAAAAUCCUACAAGUUGAUCAAUACAGCAGUUUGGUUUUGCAGACAGCUUUGAAGUUAUUAGCUGGGCAAGGUCAAGAGUUAACGCAAAUAAUUCUUAUUUUACUUGGAUGCAAAGAAGAAAACUCAAAACAAGAAAGCUUCAUUGAAACGACAGCAGUUGGUGAAAUUGUAGGGUUAAUGAAAGAAACUGCCUACAGCCACUUAAUGGAGGUGAUAGUGGGAGUGAGUCCUGAAAGCUUGUAUGAUGAGAUGUUCACUAAAGUUUUUAAGAAUUCGUUAUUUAAGCUUUCAUCCCAUCAUUGUGGCAACUUUGUAAUUCAAGCAUUAGUUUCUCAGGCAAGGAGUCAGGAACAAAUGGAGCUGAUUUGGGAGGAACUUGGUCCAAGAUUUACAGAUCUUCUUGAAAUGGGGAGGUCGGGAGUUGUUGCUUCUCUGAUUGCUGCAAGUAAAAGGCUUCAUACCCAUGAACACAAGUGCUGUCAGGCCCUUGUUGCAGCUGUAUGUUCACCAAAUGAGUCUCCAAGAUGCAUUGUUCCUAGGAUACUAUUUCUUGAAAAUUACCUUGCCUUUGAGGACAGGUCCAAUUGGGACUGGCCAAGUGGUAUGAAGAUGCAUGUCAUGGGUUCUCUUAUUCUCCAAGCAAUUUUCAGAUUUCAAAGUGAACUCAUUCAGCCUUUUAUUAACAGUCUUAUAUCCAUGGAAAUUGACCAUGUCCUUCAAACUGCCAAAGAUGCUGGGGGAGCGCGAGUUAUUGAAGCCUUUCUUGGUUCCAAUGCUUCUGGAAAGCAGAAACACAGAUUAAUCAUGAAGCUACGAGGACAUUUUGGAGAGCUGGCAAUGCAUUCUUCCGGUCCAUUUACCAUUGAGAAGUGUUUCACUGCCAGUAAUAUAUCCCUAAGGGAGGCCAUAGCAUCGGACUUGUUAGCAGUGCAGACUGAACUAUCCAAGACAAAGCAUGGCCCCUAUCUCUUGAGGAAGAUAGAUAUUGACAGAUUUGCUAACCGGCCUGAUCAAUGGAGGUCCAGGCAAACAUCCAAACAAUCAACUUACGAAGAAUUUUCCACUGCAUUUGGGUCUGGUGAGAAAAACAAGCCUUCAAAAAGUGACUCCUUCCUUGUUGAUGCUUCCAAGAAUACUUCACACCCAAAAGAUUUAAAGAAAAUGAGGGAAGAGAUUGAUCAUCAUCUAUCAUCUGAGAAAAAUGCCAAAAAUUACAUGGCUAAUGAUAUCAAGAAGGCGAAAUACAAAAAGAGUCAUGCUGCUCCUGAGAUGGUUGGAACAUCUAAAAAAGCAGUGGAAUCCAUACAGCAGAUACCAUUCCUAUCUGAUGAUGGGAAGGGAAAGAAACGACAGAGAAAAGAUAAGCCCUCGAAAGCUUCAAAAAAGAAGUUAAAAGUAUGAUGAUGUGAUUUUCAUUUAGCUUUGUAAUAAUACCAAUACUAAACUUGAGCUUUUCCAGAGCAUAUGUUACAGGAAUGAAAAUUUUGUUACAAAUAUUCUUGAUUAGAACAGCAGAUACCUUUUAUUGCUUUAUAGUA
Molecule: messenger RNA, 2579 nt
Organism: Jatropha curcas
Lineage: Eukaryota; Viridiplantae; Streptophyta; Magnoliopsida; Malpighiales; Euphorbiaceae
Source: RefSeq, a predicted model, not a curated record